AAUGACAGAACAGAAGGAGAAUCUAAACGGACAUUUAACUCUCAUAACAUUACGUUCUCAUAAACAUGUUGGCUGUGUUUGGCGUGCGGAAUCGAUGAGGACAGCAAGAGAAUGCGUUCAGAAGAUAAACCGCUUUCUUCGAAAGGGAAUGUUUGAUUAAAGCGACUGUACAUCAAGCAGGCGACGGAGUUACGGACGUCCUGUUUUUUCUGUCACUCAAGCCGGUGACGUCGCAAUGUGGGCGGGACUACAGCGCGGCUUUGGUCGGCUGUUGACAUGUGAAGUCCUGCGGGAUAUGUUUAUAUGUCAUUAACCUGCAGAACUGUUCUCUUUAACACGGGUGCUUGAUGACCUUUUGAAUUGUAUUUCUUUUUCAUAAUGGAGGGGAUGGAUGGACACGACUUGGCUGGUUAUGAAUGGACACAUUAAUAUCUAAUCGAUUGGGAAACGGAAGCGUUUCUCUUUAUAUACUUUAAUAAUUUGCAGUUGUUUGGAGCUCAAACAGAUGACAGCAUGAGGAGCCGCAGUAAUUCAGGAGUGAGGUUGGAUGGAUUUGCCAGACUUGUCCAAGAAACAAUAUUAUGCCAUCAGAAUCCAGUGACCGGUCUGCUGCCGGCCAGCGAGCAGCAGAAAGACGCCUGGGUCAGAGAUAAUGUUUACAGCAUCCUGGCAGUGUGGGGGCUUGGCAUGUCAUACCGGAAGAAUGCAGAUCGUGAUGAGGAUAAAGCCAAGGCCUACGAGCUCGAGCAGAGUGUGGUGAAGCUAAUGCAAGGACUGCUGCAGUGUAUGAUGAGGCAGGUGGCAAAGGUAGAGAAGUUCAAACACACACAGAGCACAAAGGACUGCCUGCAUGCCAAGUAUCACACGCCCACCUGUGCCACAGUAGUUGGAGAUGACCAAUGGGGACACUUGCAGGUCGAUGCCACUUCACUGUUCCUGCUGACACUGGCUCAGAUGACGGCCUCAGGUCUGCGUAUCAUAUCUAAUCUAGACGAGGUGGCGUUCAUCCAGAACCUGGUGUUCUACAUCGAGGCUGCAUAUAAAGUGGCUGAUUAUGGGAUGUGGGAGAGAGGGGACAAGACCAAUCAGGGCAUCCCGGAACUGAACGGCAGCUCUGUCGGAAUGGCGAAGGCGGCUCUGGAGGCCAUUGACGAGCUUGACUUGUUUGGAGCUCAUGGAGGGCCAAAAUCAGUGAUUCAUGUUCUUCCAGACGAAGUAGAACAUUGUCAGUCUAUCUUGUGCUCCAUGUUGCCUCGAGCUUCCACCUCGAAAGAGAUCGAUGCUGGUCUGCUGUCUGUGAUCUCAUUCCCUGCGUUUGCAGUAGAGGACGUAGAUCUGGUCAACAUCACCAAGGGUGAAAUCAUCUCUAAGCUGCAGGGACGUUACGGCUGCUGUCGGUUUAUCCGAGAUGGAUACAGGACCCCAAAAGAGGACCCCUCUCGACUUCACUAUGAUCCUGCGGAGCUGAAGCUGUUUGAGAAUAUUGAAUGUGAGUGGCCAGUGUUUUGGACGUACCUCAUACUGGAUGGCAUUUUCAAUGAGGACCAUGAGCAGGUGCAGGAAUACAGAGAGGCUCUUGAUGGAGUUUUGAUCAGGGGGAAACACGGGAUCCGACUGGUGCCCGAACUCUACACUGUGCCCGCUGACAAAGUAGAGGAGGAGUACAAGAACCCUCAUUCUGUGGAGCGUGAGGCGGCCGGUCAGCUUCCACACAUGUGGGGUCAGUCGCUGUACAUCCUGGGCAGUCUGCUGGCGGAGGGAUUUCUGGCACCUGGUGAGAUUGACCCUCUCAACAGGAGAUUCUCCAAAGGAUUCAAGCCAGAUGUUGUAGUGCAAGUGAGUGUCGUGGCCGAGUCAGUGGAGAUCCAGCAUCUGCUGAAGGAUCAUGGGAUUGAUGUUCAGACAGUGUCGGAUGUUUCGCCCAUCCGAGUCAUGCCAGCUCGCAUCCUGAGCCACAUUUAUGUGAAAUUGGGAAACUGUAAAAAGCUGAGUCUGAGCGGGCGGCCAUACAGGCACAUCGGCGUCCUGGGAACGUCAAAGUUUUAUGAGAUCAGAAAUCGUACCUACACAUUCACUCCACAGUUCAUCGACCAGCAUCACUUCUACCUGGCCCUGGAUAACCAGAUGAUUGUGGAGAUGUUGCGGACGGAGCUCGCUUACCUCUCGUCCUGCUGGAGAAUGACAGGAAGACCAACCCUCACGUUCCCUAUCACACGGAGCAUGCUGGUUGAAGAUGGUGACAGUAUCGACCCCUGUAUUCUGUCAACCCUGCGCAAGCUUCAAGAUGGCUACUUUGGGGGUGCAAGGGUGCAGAUGGCAAAGCUCUCCUCGUUCCUCACCACCUCAUUUCACACUCAGCUCAGCUUCUUGGAUGACGACUCUGAAGAGAACCUGCUAGAGGAGGAGGAGGAAGAGGAUUAUGAAGGGAGUUUUGGGUUCUCAGCAGGUUCUGGAGACAUGUUUGACCAGUAUCUAACAGAUCUGCUGCACAGCACUGCCACAAAGUGCCAUCUGCCUCCCAUCCAGAGGGGGCAGCACCACGUUUUCAGUGCUGAACACACCACCAGGGACAUCCUGUCUUUCAUGGCACAAGUUCAGGGCCACAACAUGCCCAAGCCGUCCAUGUAUUUACCUGUAGCGCCCAUCAUGAGCAAACACAGGAAGUCCCUGAACCUGCUGGAUGUUCCUCAGGUGCCGCCUCAUUCUCCUCACCACACAAAGGCCGAGAGUGUCGAUCUGCACCUGCCGCAUGAUGCUCAUGGGAACACAGACUUUGUGUUUCUGGUCAAUCAGCUGAAGCAGUGUCCAACCCUACAGGAUCAGGCAGAUAUUCUCUAUGUCCUCUAUGCUAUGAAGGGUCCGGAUUGGUCGGUGAAUGUGUCUGGUCAGGGUGGGGCGACGGUGCGCUCCCUGUUGGAGGAGCUGUAUGUUCGGGCAGGAGUGUGUAAAGAAUGGGGGCUCAUUCGCUACAUCUCAGGCAUCCUGAAGAAGAGGGUGGAAGUCCUAGCUGAAGCCUGCACAGAUCUGAUCUCUCAUCAUAAACAGCUGACAGUGGGUCUUCCUCCUGAACCGAGGGAGAAGGUUAUCACAAUUCCUCUUCCCCCUGAGGAGCUGAUUAACUUGAUCUAUGAGGCCAGCGGACAGGACAUCAGCAUUGCGGUUCUCACGCAGGAGAUCAUGGUGUAUCUGGCGAUGUAUGUGCGCUCUCAGCCGUCUCUGUUUGGAGACAUGUUGCGUCUGCGCAUUGGACUCAUCAUGCAGGUGAUGGCCACUGAGCUGGCUCGCAGUCUGCACUGCUCAGGUGAAGAAGCAUCAGAGAGCCUGAUGAGUCUCAGUCCAUAUGACAUGAAGAAUCUGUUACAUCACAUCCUGAGCGGGAAAGAGUUUGGUGUCGAGAGGAGCAUGCGGCCGAUUCAGUCUGCGGCCACCAGCCCCGCCAUCUCCAUCCAUGAGCUCGGGCACACGGGCGCCACCAAGACAGAGCGCACAGGCAUCAGAAAACUGAAGACUGAAAUCAAGCAGAUCUUUAGCAGCAGUCAUUCCAUCAGCAGUAAUGUCACGUCCCCCCGUUCAACGAGAUGCAGCAGUCCCUCCACUCCCAGUGGAAUCCUGUCUCCGACUGGUACAGGUGACUCCCACCUGCAGUGGGAGGAACGUCAGGGCCAAUGGCUGAGACGACGCAGACUGGACGGGGCCAUAAACAGGGUGCCCAUGGGCUUCUACCAGAAAGUCUGGAAGAUUCUCCAGAAAUGUCACGGCCUCUCCAUUGCCGGAUACGUCUUGCCUUCCUCCACCACCCGUGAGAUGACAGAGGGAGAGAUUAAGUUCGCAGUGCAUGUGGAGUCUGUCCUGAAUCACAUCCCAGAGCCAGAAUACAGACAGCUGCUGGUGGAGGCCAUUAUGGUGCUCACGCUUGUUGCCGACAUGGAGAUUUCCAGCAUUGGUGGAAUUAUUCAUAUCGACCGAAUCGUCCACAUGGCCGAUGAUCUCUUUCAACAGGAUCAGAGAUCUCACGGGGCCAACGAGUAUUUCUUGGAGAAAGAUCCUGCCACAGGAAUCUGCAACUUCUUUUACGACAGCGCUCCGAGUGGCAGCUACGGAACAAUGACUUAUCUUUCCAAAGCUGUGGUCAUGUAUGUUCAAGACUUCCUGCCAAGCAGCAGCUGUCUAAUGCAGUAACAACAUUAGAUCCCAGAGACUCGGCGACCUUCACGACUGAUCUACGGCCAGUGUAAUCUAACGGGGAAACCUCAGGUGACCUCUCUAGAAGGAAAUAGACCACUGUACUCUUCUGUGUUUGAUAUAGAUCAUUCUAAUUUAAGUAUUGUGAAAUGCAGAUGACAUUAGAAGAUUCUGAAAUACUUUUUUUUUAAUUAUUUAUGUGAUUUUAAUAAAUUUACUUUAUUGGUUCACAAUCUAAUUAUUUAAUUUAUUACUUUAUGCACAUUGAAAUGCAUUUUAUUUUAUUUUAAUUCAAUAUAUUUUUGGACUAUAUACAGUAACGGUGACAAAACGUAUACCUGAAAGAACAAAAUAUUGCUUGGGAUGUACAGACACUUACAGUGCAUUAAUGUUGUUGUUUUUAACGUUCUCUGAAUCCUUAAAGUUCAUUUGUUUUGUUUUUUUCUUAACAUUGUCUUGUACCUUGUGGUUACAUUCUAAAAUGUAUUGGUCAUUUAUUAUUUAGCAAAGCAGCAUACAGUAUAAAUCUCUCUGGCUCUGAGAAUCAUGAGGAAAAUGUAUUUAUUCUUUGCAUGCAAACAUGGAGCAUUCUAACUCAUGGUCAAGUCAAGCGUGGAUAUUAUAUUUAAAGAAUACCAGCAUGUGAUGUUGAUGCAAAUGUGCUGGAAAACAUUUUACAUUUAACCUGACAAACCAUAUUUGAUUCUUUGAUGGUUGAGAAAAAACAUGUUGGUAAUGACGUAUUUUAGAAGUAUGUUACUUAAAAGUGCUGUAAGCUAUUUUAGCCAUUCUCGAAUUUCCAUUGGAUAAGCCACGCCCCUUUUUGUUCCAAAACAUCGCCCUCUAAAGAUACCAAAUUAGUUUUAUUGAGACACAAGCAGAAACGUUUGUCAAAAACAACAGCGGUGAAACAGCGCCCUCACCUGUCAACUGUUAUGAACAACAUGGCAUAAAAAUGGCAUUAAGCCUCAAUAAUUCACCGCAACCUCAAUACUAUGAGAACCUGCAUAAUGAUUGACAGGUCGAAAGCGUCAGAGACCGCAGACACAUUUAUUUAUUUUUUUGGCAUACCUUUCUAUGAAAAAAAUCACUUACAGCACCUUUAAUGAAGACUCAAGAGAAAAUCAGAUUAAUUAAAUAAUUUAUUUAAGGAAUUUGUGUUCGUGUUAUGGUGCAGACUACAAAAUUUGAAGAGCAAAAGGACACUUUCAAGGUGUUCCUCCAUAUUUACAUUUCACUGUUUAUUCCCAUUAUGUUCACAAAGAAUUAGUACUUUAGAAAGGAAGUAUUGUAUUUUAACAUUCAUUAAGCAUUUGUAUUGACACAGACAAA
This is a messenger RNA of Xyrauchen texanus (razorback sucker), 5514 nucleotides long. It is a transcript of the gene phka2, whose product is annotated as phosphorylase kinase, alpha 2 (liver). Gene Ontology annotation, biological process: glycogen metabolic process. Gene Ontology annotation, molecular function: calmodulin binding. Gene Ontology annotation, cellular component: phosphorylase kinase complex. The record is from RefSeq and is a predicted model, not a curated record. Lineage: Eukaryota; Metazoa; Chordata; Actinopteri; Cypriniformes; Catostomidae. The transcript is spliced from 31 exons. Bases 514 to 4179 code for a protein of 1221 amino acids.